UCCGUGAUAUUAAUAUAUAAAAUAUAUAAUAGAAUAUAACAUUAUUAUAAUUUAUAAUGUAACAUUGAAAUAUAUUUAAUAUUAAUACGAUAGAAAUAGAUCCACGAUAAAGGAAGAUGGACUUCCCUAUGUAGUCUUAUUAGUUUUUCAUUGUGUAUAACAUAAAUGAAUAUUAGGUGAAGUCCAGAAUUCACUGUUUAAGAAGUUUGCUUAUGUAUUUCAAAUCAUCGUGGCGGACGGCGGUUAGUGGUUUCUCCGAUUGUUUUUUAUUAUUUCAUUUUUUUUACAACCAGUCGUUUUAGUAAGAAAAGUAUAUGUGCGUUAUAGGUAUACGGUCUUUAUUUGUCGAGUGAUUAUGGACAUUUCCAAAGGAUGCAGUUGUAGCUGCUGCGACCAAUGCAUGCGACACCCGACGUUCCAUACAAUUCAAAAACUUUGCGACAUCAACGCGUGCUUAGAUGGCUUAACUACACUAGAUAUAAGCUCCAGUAGUAUCCGUGAAGUACCUGAUUUUAUCGGGAAUCUUGUGAACCUAGUUAAACUUGAUUUAUCGUCAAAUGAAUUGAAAACGCUUCCAUUGUCACUCGUUAAAUGUCAAUGUUUAACAGAUCUCAUUUUGUCGCACAAUACUUUUUCGCAAAUUCCACAAUGUCUGAUCGAUGGAAUGCACUCUUUGAAAACACUCGAUUUAUCUCACAACCAGCUCUUGGAUAUCAGCAUAAAACCGUUUUGUAUUCAACAGUUGCUAACACUAAAUAUCAGUAACAAUUCAAAACUGAGUACAUUUCCACAAUGGUUAUGGUCCAAUGAAUGUAGUUCACUAGAGUCAUUGGAUAUAUCGUUUACAAAGUGUCUAGACAACAUUGAAGUGGAUCCUUAUCUGUACAUGUAUGGUAUUAGUAAUCAUCUGAAAUAUUUGUAUUUAUCCAAUACAAAUUCUGAUGUUAGGAAAUUAAAUUUUAUCAAACAUUUAAAAAAUCUAAGAAAUGUUGUUUUGGAUAACAAAGAUACAAUGAUCAAAAAUUGUCGUAAUUACUACUGUGAUGUACCACUAGUGUUUAAUUAUCGAUUUAAACAUGUUGAUUCUUUAAGUAUGAUAAAUGUUAAUUUAUCAACCAUUGGAAGUCGUGUUUAUUUCAGUUUCCCAUGUAUGCGGUUUUUGAAUUUAUCGAAUAAUUCUAUUGUAUUAUUACCAAACUCAUUAAGUGAAUUGACAAACUUAGAAGUCUGUGAUUUUUCAAAUAAUCAGAUUUUAACAAUUCCUGAAAGUUUUAAAAGCUUAAAAAAUUUGAAACGUUUGAUAUUAAAUAAUAAUUGGUUAUCAACAUUCCCAGAAAUUAUUGAAGAUCUAUUAAACCUUGAAAUGUUGGAUUUAUAUGCUAAUAAAUUAGCUAUAUGUCCAUCUUGGAACUUAAACUCCAAUAUAAAAUUACUCGAUCUAGAACAAAAUCUAUUUUCUACUGAAACUGAUAUUGAUAUAAACAUUUAUGCCAAUUAUUCAAAGUUAUUAAAAAAUCUGCGUUCAUCAAUUACCGAAGAUCGUGUUAUAGGACAUUUAUGUUUUGAAGAACCUAAUGAUACAGAAUCUGAAACAGAUGGAUCAAGUAGCCAUUGGUCAGAAUGCAGUAAUCAUGAGUUAAUAAAUAUAAGAGAAUCCCAAGAUAAUACUCAUUUUAAACCAGAAGAAAGCUGGGACUGUGACAUCUAUGAACUUACAACUGAUGUGUUCGAUCCAAAAAGUUUUGAAUUGAAUUUAAUGAACGAAUUAAAAACAUUAGAAAAAUUAUUAAAUGUUGAUGAAAAAAAAAAUGCCCGUAACGUGCGUUUAGGUAAUGAACAUUAUUUUUGUCCAGGCGAUGAACUUCCUAAAUCUUCAAUUACAAUAUAGUUGUUAAAUGUAAUUUAUAAGUGUUUAUUUUCAGUGUAAUCCAUUUAAUCUAAUCAUGCACAUGUUUAAUGAAACCAUUUUAAAGUUUGUUAAAGCUUAUAAUAAAAAAAUUGUUGAUAGUUCACCAUUUCAAUUAAAUUUAUUAAAUUGUAAUAUAAUACAUAUUUUACUAAAUCUAUAGGCAACCAAGGCUAUAAUAAUAAGCCUACGAAUAACAUUUAUUUGUAUAAAUAAAAAAAUUACAGAAACUUUA
Aphis gossypii (cotton aphid) is the source of this 2141-nucleotide messenger RNA. RefSeq names its product leucine-rich repeat protein soc-2-like. Gene Ontology annotation, molecular function: protein binding. The record is from RefSeq and is a predicted model, not a curated record. Lineage: Eukaryota; Metazoa; Arthropoda; Insecta; Hemiptera; Aphididae. The transcript is spliced from 6 exons. Bases 356 to 1888 code for a protein of 510 amino acids.